AAUUCAAAAUGAAUCGUUUAUUAUUCGGUGUGGUCGCCUUGAUCGCUUGCACUAUGUGCAAUGCCUCACCUGAUUUGGAAUUCCCAUUCGGUCGCAUUGUGAAUGGAAAGAACGCCACCAUUGAGGAUCAUCCGUAUCAGGUGUCCAUUCAAACCAUUAGAGGUUCACAUUUCUGUGGCGGCAGUUUGAUCGAUUCACAAACUGUUGUCACCGCUGCCCAUUGUAUGCAGUCAUACAAGUCUUCCGAGAUGCAAAUCCGCCUUGGUUCGACUUACCGCAACGAGGGUGGCGAGGUGGUCAGUGUAGGAUCCUUCAAAUACCAUGAGAACUACAACAGCUCCGAAAUGACCAAUGACGUGGCAGUGAUCAGAUUGUCGUCACCAGUUCGUCAGACAGCUAAAAUCCGUGCUAUCGAACUGGCCGAUGAGACACCUGCAUCAGGCACUCCCGCUGUGGUCUCCGGUUGGGGUACUACGUGCUUCUUGCUGUGCUCCUCGCCCAACUACCUCUUGGAUGUAGAGGUUUCUCUUCUUCAGCAUCCGGAUUGUGGUUCAGAUACUUAUAAUUAUGGUGAUUCCAUUAAGCCCACCAUGGUGUGUGCUCGUGGUGAAAGCGCAGAUGCCUGCCAAGGAGAUUCUGGCGGUCCAUUGGUUGCCGAUAGCAAGUUGGUUGGUGUUGUUUCCUGGGGCAGCGGUUGUGCUUGGACUAACUAUCCGGGUGUCUAUGCUGAAGUUGCUUCACUCAAAUCAUGGAUUUUGAACACCGCUGAGGAAUUAAAAAGUCAAUAAAACAAAUAUCUGAAAAGUUGAUUGACAGUUUUAACCUUUGUUGAUCGUAUAAGCAAAUAAAUCCGCGAUUGAAAUUGACCACUGAA
Drosophila willistoni is the source of this 874-nucleotide messenger RNA. RefSeq names its product trypsin. The coding region runs from base 9 to 788 and encodes 259 amino acids. The record is from RefSeq and is a predicted model, not a curated record. Gene Ontology annotation, biological process: proteolysis. Gene Ontology annotation, molecular function: serine-type endopeptidase activity. The transcript has a single exon. NCBI's taxonomy places the organism in Eukaryota, Metazoa, Arthropoda, Insecta, Diptera, Drosophilidae.